This is a messenger RNA of Trifolium pratense (red clover), 1195 nucleotides long. RefSeq lists its product as uncharacterized. The record is from RefSeq and is a predicted model, not a curated record. Bases 128 to 1195 code for a protein of 355 amino acids. The transcript has 3 exons. Lineage: Eukaryota; Viridiplantae; Streptophyta; Magnoliopsida; Fabales; Fabaceae.
AUGAAGAGUUUCUGUUAUAAAAAAGCAGAAUUGCAAUCCUUAUAUAUGAAUCAAAUGGAUGCUUAAUACGCCGUGCAAAGUCACCCUUUAACCAAACCCCCAAACUUUUCAGUUUCUACCAAUUAACAUGGCCGCUGCUGCUACUAACACUACUCAAACAGAAACUUCUGUGUCCUUGAAACUUCUGUUGAAUGAAGAGAGUAACAAAGUCUUGUUUGCUGAAGCAGGGAAAGACUUUGUAGACAUUUUGUGUAGCUUCUUAACAAUGCCUUUAGGAACUAUUGCAAGACUUGUGGAGAAGGAAACUAGCAUUGGUCCAGUUUCUGUUGGUUGUCUUAACUCCCUCUAUAAAAGUGUUGCAGAUCUUGAUCAAAGUUGUUUCUGUGCUGAUACAAUCAAACAAAUGCUGCUGCAACCGAUUAACUUUGCGGAAGAUUAUUGUAACACUCUUAAACUCAACAUUGAUGACGGUCAUCCCACCAAGUACUUUGCAUGUGGUAAUUUUAGCUCCCACCGCAGUCAUGAUUUUGUCAUAUCAACCAAUAAAGAUAAAUAUAAAUGCCACUGUGGUGGUUCCUUUUCCUUCCCCGUUUUGCCUAAAUGUUUCCACCAAGGAUUUGUUAACUGCAUUGCAACUUUUAUCAUAACUGAUGAUCUAAAGGUCAUGCCAAAUAGCGUUGACUAUGCUAGCUUUGGGCUUCUCCAAGAAUUCGGAAUAAAAAACACAAGUUCUGUGAAGGAAAUAGUUCUGAAUAUCUCGAAAGAAAAGGUACUUGAUUUGCUAAAACUUUCUUUGUUCUCCAAGUCUCCCUUGACUGAUUUCUUCUUAGGAAAGAAACCAUCCAUCGAUGUUUCAAGGUUUUUCACGUUUGAUGUUAAUUUUAGUAGCAAUAUCCAAAUCAUUCUGAAACUUGUUAUAAGAAAAUCAGAUGGUAAGGUUUUGUGUGCUCAAGGAGAACAAGAUUUUGCAGAUUUACUGUUGAGUUUUCUUACUUUUCCUUUGGGAGGAAUUAAUCGUAUAUUUGAUGAGAAUUUUGCUUUGGGAAGCAUUGGUGGAUUGUACAAGAGCAUUGCUAAAUUAAAUGUAAACAAAUAUUUGAUAUCAAAAGAAGCUAAGAACAGGCUUGUUGAUCCUUGCAUUGCCCCACAGAUAAAAUUAAGCAAUCAGAUAUUACCAAUUCUUGAGCCAGAAUGA